Molecule: messenger RNA, 417 nt
Organism: Octodon degus (degu)
Lineage: Eukaryota; Metazoa; Chordata; Mammalia; Rodentia; Octodontidae
Gene: Ccdc179
Product: coiled-coil domain containing 179
Exons: 4
Coding region: 83-289 (68 amino acids)
Source: RefSeq, a predicted model, not a curated record
GUGGGGCUGCGUGACCAGGAGGGGCCAGGCUCUCCAGGCCCCACACAGGCAGGAGGCGCCCCAGGGCGCUGCGCUGGGCACCAUGUGUCUGAGAGUCCAGGACGAUGAGCCCGCCCAAGUCUACCCUGAAGGACCAAGACGUCCUCAUCCUUCAGAAGUCAAUGCCAGACAGUCCGCAGAUAGGCGCAUUCUUUACCUGCGUAAUCUAAGGAAACAGAAGAGGAAAUUAAGCAAGCAGUUCAUGAAACCAGCUCCCACUCCCGAACCGGGGCUCCUGUGGCCAUCUUGAUGAGGCUGGUUGUCUAUAUGGAAGAAACCAUGUUCCACACCAAAACACGUGGAGUUUUAACAUCGAGCGGCAUUUCAUGGUUUGACUUCACUGAGGAACCAUCCACCAUUGCCGCAAAAUAAACACAG